Macrosiphum euphorbiae (potato aphid) is the source of this 363-nucleotide messenger RNA. NCBI's taxonomy places the organism in Eukaryota, Metazoa, Arthropoda, Insecta, Hemiptera, Aphididae. The record is from the annotation of a GenBank genome assembly.
AUGAACAACAUUAGGAGUUUAUUUUUAGUUUUCGUAUAUUCGUAUUCUUCUUUUGUAUUUUGCACCAAGUUUGGAUUGCUUAUUGCUUACAAAUGUAAUGUAAAUUUUAACAAUGACCCAAAUAUAACCAUAAAAUCAUUAGUAAUUCAAACUUCUAAAAUUUCUGAAAUGCCUCAUGAAAUUACUGGGAAAUUGCUGAAAGUGCAAAUAAACAAUUCAAACCAAUUUAAAUUAGAUAUCAAACAAUUUUUUUGCUCGUGUAAAGCAGGUGCUUCUGAAUGUUGUAAGCACACUGUAGCUGUCCCAGUAAACACUGAAACAUCUAUGAGACGUCUAAUAUACUUCAUCCUAAAAUGUUGGUGA